Molecule: messenger RNA, 1649 nt
Organism: Drosophila persimilis
Lineage: Eukaryota; Metazoa; Arthropoda; Insecta; Diptera; Drosophilidae
Product: putative ATPase N2B
Exons: 4
Coding region: 67-1473 (468 amino acids)
Cellular component (GO): cytoplasm; mitochondrion
Molecular function (GO): ATP hydrolysis activity; ATP binding
Source: RefSeq, a predicted model, not a curated record
UAUGUAAUAUGUUAAGAUAACAAGAACACAACAAAUAGAUACGAGCGCUAAGAUCCUCCCCUCACAAUGUUUCGUCGUCAAUUCGGAGAUGUAAUCCGCUGUACGCGACAUAGAACGGUGUUGUUUAGGUCACACCAACUGGUGGCACAAACCCAAACCUGCCAUGCGAGUCGAUUGAGUCCUUUGCCGGAAUAUCAAGAGCGUGUCAGAGCGGGCAAAUUGAUGCCCGACAAUAAACAACUGGAGACCAUGAAGGAACUAGAUGCCCUGUACCACAGGAUUCAAGGCUACAGACCGAGAACCCAAAGCGGGGGCAGCAGUGGCGGAUUCUUCAGCUCCAUCUUUGGGCGGAGAAGAACCGACGAUGAUGACGCGGCAGAUGACUUAAACGCAGGCAGCCAUGCCCCAAUGGGCCUGUACCUCUAUGGCAGUGUGGGGGUGGGGAAAACAACCUUAAUGGACCUGUUCUACGACUGCUGCACUCAGAUCCCUCGCAAGCAACGUGUUCACUUUACUGCCUUCAUGAACAGUGUGCAUGGCCGCAUUCACGAGGCAAAGGAGCGGCAAGGACCCGUCGAUCGGGCAUUCAAUUCGGAGAAACCAGCUCCUUUUGAUCCAACGAAACCCGUGGCAGACAUCAUAGCCCGCGAGUCCUGGCUGAUUUGCUUCGAUGAGUUUCAGGUGACCGAUAUAGCCGACGCCAUGGUCCUAAAGCGACUCUUUACACAUCUCUUCAGAAAAGGCAUUGUUAUAAUUGCCACCAGCAAUCGGCAUCCCGAAGAUCUGUAUAAAAACGGAUUGCAGCGGACCAACUUUCUCCCGUUCAUAGCCCUGCUCCAAAGGCGCUGCCAGCUGGCCAAACUGGACUCCAUCGAUUAUCGACGCAUUGCCCAGUCCGGCGACACCAACUACUUCGUCAAGGGCCAGAGCGAUGCGGAGGGCAGUAUGAAUCGGAUGUUUAAGAUACUUUGCGCCGAAGAGAACGACAUCAUUAGGCCGCGCACCAUCACCCACUUUGGAAGAGAUCUUACAUUCGUUCGCACGUGUGGCCAGGUCUUGGACAGCAGUUUUGAAGAGCUCUGCAAUCGCCCUCUGGCAGGUAGCGACUACUUGCAGAUAUCUCAGUUUUUUCACACCGUCCUCAUCAGAGAUGUGCCCUCGCUGAACCUAAAUAUUAAGUCACAAAUGCGGCGAUUUAUAACGCUGAUAGAUACGCUCUACGACAACCGAGUGCGCGUGGUAAUAUCAGCCGACUAUCCGCUGGACAAUCUAUUCCAGGUCACCGAUCCCGCUGACAUUUCAGAUACGGAUCGCAUUCUAAUGGACGACUUGAAAAUCAAACAUGGCACGCACGAAUCGAAGUCCAGUGUGUUCACCGGGGAAGAGGAGCUGUUCGCCUUCGAGCGUACGAUUUCCAGGCUCUACGAGAUGCAGAAACGUGAAUACUGGGAGCAGUGGGCAAAGCAUCGCUGAUACCCCCAGACAGACCUCAAACCACAAAAGCAAUAGUUUCAUUAGUGCAAAUAAAUUCAUCGUAUACCUCGUGUCGGAGUACACUAAAGUUUUCGUUGUAGUUUCACACUAGAAACACAAGCAUAGAAAUAGAUAUGGUUGACUUGUCAAAAGUAUUAAAGCAAUUUAGAAACAAA